AUAAAAGGAAAUAAAUAGGUCUAGAAGUAUGUUGGACUGUUCUGGUUCCUUGUAUAAAAAAGGACUGGCUUUUUGGGGUUUUGCAAACUUUUAAGAUUCUCUGGGAGUAUUUGCUCUGUACAGUGGAUUGUAUGUGUGAAAUAGGCAUCUACUGAGUUAGGGUUUUGUUAAUGUUGUGGAUGGUUCUUACAGGGUAGACUUCUGGGUCUCUUCAGCUGAGCUAGUUGGAUCAGUUUCUUAUCCACCUAAGUGUUGAAGGCAUAGGAGGGAAGGCCCCAGUUGAAGUUUUUCUUGGAUCAGAUGAUGCCUGAAAAAUGGCUUGCAAUUGUGCUUUUGCUCUUAGUUGGCAUGUUUUGCAAUGCAUUAGGUGCAUUUGUGGGGGUAAACAUUGGUACUGAUGUUUCCAACCUACCAUCAGCUUCAGUUUUGGUUGGAAUUCUUAAAGCCCAUCAAAUUACACAUGUGCGGCUUUACGAUGCUGAUGCUCACAUGUUAAAUGCCCUUGCAAACACUGGGAUUGAAGUUGUAGUUGGUGUCACCAAUGAGGAAGUCCUAGGAAUCGGACAAUCUCCAUCGACAGCGGCCACCUGGAUUAAUAGAAAUGUUGCAGCAUAUGUGCCUUCAACCAAUAUAACAGCCAUUGCUGUUGGCAGUGAGGUUCUUACUUCAAUCCCUCAUGCUGCCCCUGUUUUGGUUCCUGCCAUGAAUUACCUCCAUAAAGCCCUAGUUGCGUCAAACCUAAAUUUUCAGAUAAAAGUUUCAGCUCCACAAUCCUUGGAUAUAAUUCCUAGGCCUUUCCCUCCUUCCACUGCCACCUUCAAUUCAACAUGGAACUCUACGAUUUAUCAGAUGCUUCAGUUUUUAAAGAACACAAAUUCCUAUUUUAUGUUGAAUGCCUAUCCUUAUUAUGGAUACACCAAUGGAGAUGGGAUUUUCCCAAUUGAUUAUGCCCUUUUCCGAUCAUUACCCUCAGUCAAGCAGAUUGUUGACCCAAACACUCUUUUCCACUAUGAAAGUAUGCUUGAUGCUAUGGUGGAUGCUGCCUAUUAUUCUGUACAAGCUUUCAAUUUUUCAGUGGUCCCAGUUGUUGUGACAGAAUCUGGCUGGCCAUGGCUUGGUGGAGCCAAUGAACCAGAUGCCACUGUGGAAAAUGCUGAAACCUUCAAUAGUAAUUUGAUUCGGCGGGUUCUAAAUAAUUCAGGUCCACCUAGUCAGCCAGAUAUUCCCAUUAACACAUACAUUUAUGAGUUGCUCAAUGAAGACAAGAGAUCUGGACCAGUUUCAGAGAGAAACUGGGGUGUGUUUUUAACCAAUGGGACUGCUGUUUACCCUCUAAGCUGGAGUACUUCACUGCAAGCGACAGGGAAUUCUUCCACAGUUUUCUGUGUUGCAAAAGAAGGUGCAGAUUCUGAUGAUUUGGAAAAAGGGCUCAACUGGGCUUGUGGGCAAAGUCAGGUUAACUGCACGGCCAUUCAAGAAGGACAGCCAUGUUAUUCCCCAAAUACCUACCAGAACCAUGCUUCUUAUGCCUACAACGAUUAUUAUCAGAAGAUGCGUAGUGGUGGUGGUACCUGUGACUUUAGGGGUACAGCUACGACAACCACAGCUGAUCCCAGUUAUGGAUCUUGUAUCUUUUCAGGAAGCAGUUCUAAUUCAAGCUCCAGUGGAGGAACCUCUCCUUCCUCAGCAUUCGCGCCUGAAAGCCUCUCCAGCAGGAGUCCAACCCUGCAAGUUCCCAGACUUGGGGUUCUGAUCCCAGCAAUGCUCCUCAUACUGAUCUCACUGUAACCUCAUCCACCCAAUUUUGCAGGAACCCCCAUCAGUAUAGGCAGAGAGAGCCCAUGAUUUGAGAUUGAAAUGUGAGCUUAUUUUUUCGGGUCAGAAGAUUGCAGUAUUGCAGUGCAGUGAAGUCACAAGGGAAAUGCAGAAGUCAAGCAAUCCAACAUUGGUUGAAAUAUCUUUGUAUUAAUGUAUUCAUCAUUCUGUUUUUUAUGAGUCUAGUUUGGAUUUUGAGUCUCCUUUUUCCUUAACCACCUCUGUUUUCUUUGUGUUGGUGGUUCCACCUUGAUUUGUACUCAUGAACAGUAACUGGAGCUUAUUUUUCUUAUCUUUUCUAAUGAGAAAAUUUAAUUUUUUUUUU
Messenger RNA from Vitis vinifera (wine grape), 2140 nucleotides. RefSeq names its product glucan endo-1,3-beta-glucosidase 4. Gene Ontology annotation, cellular component: plasma membrane. The coding region runs from base 301 to 1788 and encodes 495 amino acids. Gene Ontology annotation, biological process: carbohydrate metabolic process. The record is from RefSeq and is a predicted model, not a curated record. Gene Ontology annotation, molecular function: hydrolase activity, hydrolyzing O-glycosyl compounds. The transcript is spliced from 5 exons. NCBI's taxonomy places the organism in Eukaryota, Viridiplantae, Streptophyta, Magnoliopsida, Vitales, Vitaceae.